AGAGAGAGAGAGAGAGACAGAGAGAGAGACACACAGAGAGAGAGACAGAGAGAGAGAGAGAGAGAGAGACAGAGAGAGAGAGACACAGAGAGAGAGAGGGAGAGAAGGAAACAGAGAGGGGCUGAUGCGAGGCUGAUAUUGGGUGGGAAGUGUGUGAAUGUGUGUUUUGAAGGGAGCUUUGAGUGAAUAUGUGUACAAGCGUUUAGUGACUUUGUAUGUGCGUGUGCGCAUAUGAGUGUGUGUGCGCAUAUGAGUGUGUGUAAGAUCAGGAAGCGGAACACAGUAGAGACCUAGAAGACCUUGAAGAAAGAUGGAGGACAAAGAAUGCAACAGCGGUGGCUUCAUGAGGCUCGUAUCAGAAGAGAGCUGUAGCUCCACAGUGACAGAUGAGUUGUGUGUUAAUAACUACCAGACUGAGAUCUUCAACCAGCUCCCCAGCUCUUUGGCCCGACGACGGUGCCUCCAUCAACACCAGGACAGGGGGACCACAGAGACAUCGCACCCAGUAGAGAAGUACCCUGGACUGGUAGGAGAAGCCAGAGACAAGGCCACUACCCAGCCGAUCAGGAGCCAGCCGGUGUGUAUGCAGAGGAAGAGAGAGGCAAGGGACCUGAGGCACCUGCAGACGCGCACUGUUGGCCGAUGGGAGUCAUGGAAGCGGAACCAGAGCAUAAACAGAAAGAGGCUCGGGGAGCAGGUGGGCGAGGCAAUGGCAAGGCAUUUACCAUGGAGCAGCACCCUCCACACCAUUGAAGGUAGAUUCGGUGUAGGCGUGAAAGCUUAUUUUGUCUUCCUGAGAUAUUUGCUUUACCUGAACCUGCUCCUGUGUCUGGUCAUUGGAGGGACUAUACUCAUACCCACAGCAGUCUAUGACAGCGAUGGUGACAGAGGACUACUGAGGUUUGAGGGCAAUGACUCGGUUUUGGACUUCUUCGUUGGUUCGGGUUUUCUAGAACGUUCUCCAGUAUUCUAUGGGUUCUAUGCACGUAGUUCUCUAGACCUGCUGUGUCUGAACACGCCCCUCCUCUUCCUCCUCGGAACCCUCACUGUCCUCAUCCUCAGUCUGGUCAUGGUGGUCCGCAGGACGGUUGUAGGCUACAAGCACACGUGGUUGCUAGGCAACCGCUACAACAUCCACAUGAGCUACAAGGUGUUCUGUGGGUGGGACUUCUGUAUCCAGGACCCCGAGGUCGCCGACCUCAAACUCAGCUUCAUCAGGAACGAAUUGAAGUUAUACUUAGAAGAGGAGAGGUUCCAGCAGCGUGAGGCCAGGAGGACGUUGGGUCAGUGGGCACACCUCUACUCCCUGCGAGGGCUGCUCCACUUCCUGGUCCUGGUUCUACUGGGCGGAGCCUUCUGUCUCAUCUACUAUGCCACCAUGGCCUCAAAGGCUGAGAGGAAUGGAGACUAUUUGAUCCUCCGGUUGCUUCUCCAUUACCUUCCUCCCAUCGUCAUCACCCUGGUCAACUUCUUCCUGCCUCACGUCUUCCGCCAUAUCUCUUCCUUCGAGGAUUACUCCCUCACCACCCAGGUCAAUGCUACCCUCGUCAGGAGUAUCUUCCUGAAGUUGGCCAGUCUGGGGAUGUAUCUCUUCUUCCUCUUCAAAAACAGCCAACAGGAAUGUUGGGAGAAUCAGUUUGGUAAAGAGAUGUACAAGCUCUCAGUGUUCGAUUUCCUGGCCUGUUUCUGCAACACCUUCUUCAUCGCCUAUCCUAGAAAGUGGUUUGUGGACAGGUACCCAUCGUCCUGGCUGGCGCGGUUGUCGGGGAAACAGCAUUUCCUGAUCCCGUUCAAUGUUCUAGACCUGGUGUACAGUCAGACGGUCACCUGGGUAGGACUGUUCUACUGUCCCAUGCUGCCAUUUAUAGAGACAGUCAAACUCAUGGCCGUGUUUUACAUUAAGAAGUUGACAGUUCUCCAGUGCUGUGUUCCGGCCCAGAGAAUGUUCCGUGCCUCCAGUUCUUCAGUUCUGUUCCACUUCAUGUUACUACUGGGUCUCAUCAUGGCAGUCAUCACCCUCGGAAGUAACCUCCACCAGUAAGAACCUUCCUCCAGCUGUGGUCCGUUCUACUAGAAUCAGCCUCCACCAGUGUUUAAUGUAACAGCUGUGUGUGUGGACAAUGUGUGUGGUGAUACCAGAUCAUAUCUGAGAUACCUGUCCUCAGAGGCCUUUGUCCACCCACUGAUACUGGCGCAGAUUGUUGUCCUGACCUCCUUUGAGUCGCGGAGGAGAGCCAAUGGAAAAGCCAUCGAGAGACUGAAGGACAUGCUGGUGAUGAGCACCUCAGAUAAGCAUUUUCUGCUGAAGCAGCACACUCUCUCACUCAGACACCAGAAGAAACCCUUCAAGGCGCCCACCACUGUUUCAGGCACUAGAGAGGGCAGCUCUACCACCAUGAAAGACCCCUCAGCAGGCAUCGGAGAGGACAGCCAUAUCGCUCAACUGAAGGACCCCUCUGCACAGCCUACAGGCAAUGACCCCAUCAUAAAGAUAGAUAGAGGACUCUAG
This is a messenger RNA of Oncorhynchus gorbuscha (pink salmon), 2509 nucleotides long. RefSeq names its product transmembrane channel-like 8 (gene tmc8). Gene Ontology annotation, molecular function: mechanosensitive monoatomic ion channel activity. Gene Ontology annotation, cellular component: plasma membrane. The record is from RefSeq and is a predicted model, not a curated record. Lineage: Eukaryota; Metazoa; Chordata; Actinopteri; Salmoniformes; Salmonidae.